Phycodurus eques (leafy seadragon) is the source of this 1229-nucleotide messenger RNA. It is a transcript of the gene akirin1, whose product is annotated as akirin 1. Gene Ontology annotation, cellular component: chromatin; nucleus. Gene Ontology annotation, molecular function: transcription coregulator activity. The transcript is spliced from 5 exons. NCBI's taxonomy places the organism in Eukaryota, Metazoa, Chordata, Actinopteri, Syngnathiformes, Syngnathidae. The record is from RefSeq and is a predicted model, not a curated record. Bases 151 to 717 code for a protein of 188 amino acids. Gene Ontology annotation, biological process: positive regulation of macrophage chemotaxis; negative regulation of skeletal muscle satellite cell proliferation; myoblast migration involved in skeletal muscle regeneration.
ACGUUUUAAAAAUUCAGUAAGAUCACUUCGCUUCUGGUUCUCCGAGGAAAAGAAGAAAGCCACCUCGAAGCCCGGAAAAGGACGCCCGCCACCGGCAUAAACACUACGUCUCGUUUCUGUUGGUUUUACGUCCAAUUUCUUCCGCCGAAGAUGGCUUGCGGGGCGACGCUAAAGCGCUCGAUGGAGUUCGAGGCCCUCCUCAGUCCCCAGUCUCCCAAGCGGAGACGGUGCAACCCCCUACCGGGGACUCCCGGCACUCCGUCCCCGCAAAGAUGCAACAACCUCCGCGCCGCCGUGGACGGCCCGACGCACUCCGUGUCGUCGCAGAGCGUGGCGGGCGAGAACAGACUGACGCCAGAGCAGAUCUUCCAAAACCUGCGCCAGGAGUACAGCAGGAUCCAGAGGAGGCGGCAGCUGGAGGGGGCCUUCAACCAGACGGAGGCCUGCGGACCCUCCUACGCCGCCAGCCCCUCUUCAUCCCUGCACGCCCCCAGCUCCCCACCAGGCGCCUCGAGACGAGACCAGCCCUCGUUCACGCUCAAGCAGGUGAGCUACCUGUGCGAGCGCUUGCUCAAAGAUCACGAGGAGAAGAUCCGCGAGGAGUACGAACAGAUCCUUAACACAAAACUCUCAGAACAAUAUGAAUCGUUUGUGAAAUUCACACAAGAUCAGAUCAUGCGAAGAUACGGCGCCCGGCCUGCUAGUUAUGUCUCCUGAACGCACGACCGCAAGAUUCCAGCUUACUCUCCACCAUGAGAUGGCCAUUCUUCUUUGGCCCUCUACCACUUUAUUUUUCAUUUUUAUCCCCCAGAGAGACACACAGACACAGUGCCAUGGUUUAUCCGCUUUUAAUCCAAAAUUCUUGCUGCUGGCCAAAACCUAAAAAAUAUUGAAACGACCUCUGACAUGUCACCCCCGCUCGCCUACCCUCUCUGCCUCCUAUCCCCCCCUUAGGUUUCUUGUCUCUGCUCUGUGUCUCUCUCUGAAAAUGUGGACUGAAGCAGAUCCCAGUGUGUCCAAUCUCUGGCCUGGCACUGUAGACUACAAAGCUUAUUAUUCUUGUUGGCUCAUGUGAUAGAAGCUCUUUGGAAUGAGCAGCUGUAUUUAACACCUCAUGUUGUCCCCUCCUUGCUCACUCGUUCACUCCUCUAACAUGAGGAUGUGCUCUUUAGUUUUUUUGUUUCUCCCUUUUGAUGAAAAAAAUAAACGUCCUGUGAUUUUAAAUCUGA